ACGCCGAUAGCAACCUCCUAUUUUCAAAACUCAAUUCAAAUCAUCAGUUCAUCAUGAGGCAGUGGUUACAAGGAAGCGUUGCGUACGUCACUGGAACGGCAGAGCCUGAGUACGGCGCCGAGGCAUUGCACUCGGUCGCUGACCAGGUUACUGAGGGUCCUCAGUUCUCAGAAUUGACUCUUGAGGAUCUCACGUGGCAGUUGCCCGGUGGCAGCAAUGUCGAGACGCAGACCUUCUACAUCAUGGCUGACUCUGGCCACCUCUGCUUCGCGCAGAUCAUUCACUCAAAUAUUGGUUUCGGACAGGAGCAGACUCAAUUCACAUGCCGUGUCUACCACAAGGAGGAGAACAUGAACGUCUGGUCCUCAACGAACCUCCAGAACUUCGCCGUGAGCGAGGAUGGCCACUCCAUGUCCGCAAACCAGGCGAGCGUUGUCUUGUCCGAGGACGGUAACAAGUACACUCUGCGGAUAUCCGUUAGCCCCACUACGAUUGUCGACGUCGAGUUCACCCGCACAGCACCCGGACUGAAGGCCGGUAAGAACGGUACCACCACUUACGGUACUGACGCCAACAAGCCCUGGGGAUCUAUGCGUCACAUCUUCUGGCCCCGUGCAACAGUCACCGGUACCAUCAUCGCCGACGGCAAAGCCCUCGACAUCAAGGGCCGUGGUCUCUUCGUCCAUGCCCUCCAGGGCAUGAAGCCCCACCACGCCGCAGCACGAUGGAACUUUGCCAACUUCCAGGGUGAGAACUACUCUGCUGUCAUGAUGGAGUUCACCACGCCCCCUAGUUACGGUUCGGUUACGGUUAAUGUUGGUGGUGUUGCGAAGGAUGGGGAGUUGGUGUUGGGUACGGUGAAGAACACUGCUACGCACGUGGAGAAGAAGCUUGAUGAGGAGACCGGAUGGGAAGAGCCUACGAGGAUUGAGUUUAACUGGUUGGAGGACGGUAAGAGCAAGGCUUCUAUUGAUGCUAAGCUCGAGACCCGUAUUGAGCGUGUCGAUGUCUUGGCUGAGAUCCCUGCGCUUCUCAAGAAGCUCGUCCAGGGUGUCGCCGGUACCAAGCCCUUCAUCUACCAGUGCGUCAACCCUGUCACCCUCAAGCUGACCGACGGCGACAAGGAGAUCGAGGACAACGGUAUCCUCUUCACCGAGGCCACCUUCAUCUCCUCCUAAGCUG
Molecule: messenger RNA, 1182 nt
Organism: Saitoella complicata NRRL Y-17804
Lineage: Eukaryota; Fungi; Ascomycota; Saitoellomycetes; Saitoellales; Saitoellaceae
Product: oxidative stress survival, Svf1-like protein
Exons: 3
Coding region: 54-1178 (374 amino acids)
Biological process (GO): response to oxidative stress
Cellular component (GO): cytoplasm
Source: RefSeq, a predicted model, not a curated record